UUUGCCUUCCACCCUAUGCUUCCACCCUUCCCGGUGACUUGCCGCUCCGUGCCGCUCCGUAUCAGGGACGUCGCUGCAGCGGUUGCUAGCCGACAGGCUGCCGCUGCUCUCCGGCUGGCAUGUGACUGAGGUGCAGCAGAUAGAACCAGAACUGACUCCAGAUCUCAUCCAUCUGUUCCGGAUUGAAGCAUGGAAAUCGGCUGUGACUCGACAACCACCCAGAGUCAACGCAGGCCUGUAGCUGCUCCCCUGAAUCUCCAGCCCCUCCACCCAGACUUGUUAUAGGAUGGAGGACUCUGAAACAGAGCUGGUGGUUUCGGAGUCGGACGCCCUGGGUGCAGACUUCAUCACUGUGGAGUUGGACACCCAGCCCAUUGAGUACGUGGUGAAGUGGGCUGAGGUCGGCUCCAAGUUCACCAUCUCCUGUGUGAAGAAGGACUCUGAUGAUCCAUCAGACCUGACUGCUGAACAUCUUAAGAUUGAGACGGAUGAAGCCUUCUUCGCUCCAUAUGAGGAGGUGUACCCCUGUGAGGUGACAGAGCAGAGUGUGGAGAUAAAGACAGACUCAGAUGAAGAUGAGGAGGACACCGAAGAGGAGCAGGAGGUGCUUGUGGAGGCGGGGAGCAGCCGGCUUGAUGGCGAGUUGGACUCGGACCAGGCCGACUUUGAGCCGGAUGAGCGACAGUACCGCUGCAGCUACUGUGGGAAGUGUUACAGUCACGCCUCAAGCCUGUACCGCCACCAGCAGACCCACACUGGGAAGAGCACUGGACCAGCGCCCCCGACCAAACGGGCACUAGAGCCGACACACCAGGAUUCACGUUACACCUGUCCUCAUUGUGGGAUGAGCUUCAAAGGAAGCAGGAUGUUGGGGAGUCACCUGCGACUGCAUGGGAAGCGGCGGAUCCACCCCUGCAACAUCUGUGGAAAGGAGUUUAACCACAGCUCAAGCUUGUCACGCCACCGCCUCAUCCACAAGAAAGGAAAAGGCCUCCCCAAGGAUGUCUCCAUUGGGCCCAACAUGGCCUCACUGCGCCACUCUAUGAAAGCUGGGGUCAGGAAGACCAAGAGGCAGCAUCAGAGGCAGCAGCAUGUGGCGACCGCCAUCAUCCAGAGUCAGGGCGGAGAUAAGUUCUACGCUUGCCCCCAGUGUGACAUGAGCUUCAGAACAUCCACGCAGCUGUCCAAACACCAGGUGACCCACGUUAAGGAGCUGCUGGACAACUACACGCCUGGCAAGGAGAACCUCGGUGAGAGCUCUUCCGACCUCAAGAUCCGCCUCAAGCUCUGCUCCCGCGACAAGCCCAACUUCUACACCCUCUGCAAGAAGAAUCGUCGCCGUCGGGGGGGCAGGGCGAGCAAACGGGGCCCUGCUAUUUCUGAGGGGGAGGAGAGGGUUGUAGGAGGAGGUGGAACAGGUCGCCACUGCUGCAGCCAGUGCGGGAAGCGGUUCAGCCACGCCUCCAGCCUAGCGCGACAUCAUCAGACCCACAGGGUGGAUGGCAUUGGAGGGGGGAAGCUGCAGCAGCACCACAAACAGCUUCAAGUCAAGUCUGGGCUUCCCACUGCCAAGACUAAGACCUACACCUGUGCCGCCUGCAACAAGACCUUCAUGCACUCAUCCAGCUUCUCCCCGCCACAAGAAGGCUCAUCUGGAGGAAGAGCAGAGGGCUCGGGCUGCGGCUGUAAAGCGCCGGAAGAGAGUGGUCUUAGACGAGACUGCUCCGCUGGAGUCCGACUCUGAGUGACAUCACCUGGUUCUGGACAAGGAUUGGCCCUGUUCUGGACCAUUUCUGGUUUGUUCUGAAUCAGCACUGACUGGUUCUGGACUCGUUUGGGAGCAGUUCUGGUAGAGUUUAAGUUUGAGAAGGUUCUGGGCAAGUUCUCCACCAGUUUUGGACCAGUUUGGAAUAGAUUCUGGGAUGCUCAUGGCAGUUUGUUUAGCUAGGUUUCUGUGACUGAAACUGGUUGAUUCUUCGCUUGUGUAGAUAUCAGCAGGACAUCCAUAUAUGGUCAUAUGGCGAAGGGAUCUCCAUAUAAGGUCAUAUUCAUACAAGGCCAUUACUGACCAUUCAAUAAUUGCUCUAAAGGAUGGGCUCGAUUUAAGUGUUAACCCCCUGCCCUGCCCUGCCCUGCUCCCCCCCCAUGACUUUUAGGUUGCACACAGACCUGUUUGCUUUCAUUCUUCCCCUCUCUACACUCCAUUUCCCAUCAGCCAGCAUGGGGGAGAGCUCGGAGCUUCUGUGUAUCAGAGUCAACCUUUUAUCCACCUGCAAUCAGGUCCGUGACAUGUUAAUCCGGUUGCUGACAGUCAGAAGUCAGCACAAAAAGCAUUAUGGGAAAUGAAGUCUCCACAAAAAUAACAACAGUAAAACCUGUAGAUUGCGUUUAGAGUAGAAGUGAUGCCAAGAUCAGACUGAGGAAAGUCAGUUUGAAUUUUCCAAGAUGUUUAUUAGCAACAAAACUGCAGAAAGCUCCAAACUAAUGUUCAAAGCUUAUCACCAUCGUAGAAUGACGACCAAACAAGCCCUUAAAGAGAAAAACAUCAGAUGCCUCAAAGCAUUCAAAUCAAAGUGUUGCUCUCUCUAUGGAGCUUAGUGUUUCAGAGUACAGUCUCUCACUACAAUAAAUGUGUCAUCUUACAUAGAAGACACCAAUAAAUCUGAUAACUCAGUCAGAAUUAAGAUAUGUAUCUUAUCUGGAAAAUAACACCUCAUCAUUGUUUAAGGUUUAAUUUGUUGGUCUAAAACUUCAAGAUUACGAUCACCAAAUAAAAAAAAAGUUGAUUUUGAUUUAUUCUGCAUUACUUAGCUGAUUCCAUGUAAUCAAAUAGAACUGCUGGUAAUGUUUAAUUUGUCUUUAUUUUUUCAUCCCAAAACCAACAUCCAAGGUUGAUGGAUUAGCCAAAUUGUUUCAGAGACAUUUACAGGAGAUGGACUAAUCAAUCUGACCCUCAGACCCUCCCAGAUCUUUCUGCAUCGAUAGUAAUUCUAAAAAAUAUAAAUAAUAAUUUCAAAAGUUGGAGACACCUUUGUUGUUAGUAAACGUCUGUUCUGGUCUGAUCUGGUUCACGACCGAUUCUUCUCAGACCAGAGACGCCUCUGCUGGUCUUCAUGUAUGUGACUUCUCCAGUUCCUUUGUGGCUUUUUUUAAUAGAGUGAUUUUGAUUGGCUAAAGUUCUUUCUGAUGCACUGUUCUGAUUGGUUAAAAAUUUAUUAGUUUUGAUAUUUUGUAAGGUUGAAAAUGUGAAAUGUAAGCGGACGAGCUGAUUGGUUUGACCUGGCGUUUCUACACAUUAACAUUUGCAUGAAGACUAUAACCUGCAGCUAGUCAGCCAUAUUUAUAGUUUUUCCAGCUGUUUGGUUGAUGACUGAUCUGCAGCGUUUGACGUUUGGAUUUGUCACGUACCAACAGAUGGUUUUGUGGAGGUCAAAGAGAAACUGCACUUCUUAUUUAUGAAUUUGGAACAAUGUUGUAAUAUAUAAAUAUAAAUAGUAUUUAAAUGUGAUUGACCAGUUAAAUAAAGAAAACAAGAGAGCACCUAGUCAGGCUUAGCUGUCCUCGAUAUCGUAGCAGCACCACCACCAAUACCUUUAUCGUUCAACAUCCUCAUUGUCAACAACGCUUCAUUAUGUCACAAACAUCACACGAUGUGACAGCUCUUUUGCUGUCAAGCUUUUUUGUUGUUGUUGCACUUACUCAAACUAAAAAAACAUCUUAACAAAAAUUCAAAUUAAACCAUCUGUUCUUACAAAGUAGACUUUUUUUGGGGGGGUUGGGUGGUUGGGCUAAAUUAUUUAGACAUUUCUUAUUAUCAACAAUAAUAAUAAUUUAUUGAAUUCUAAGAGUUGAUGAAAAAACAACAAGCGGUUUCCAAAAACUAAAAGUGAGAUGUGACACAUUUUGUAGAUUAAAAACAAAUCUGGACUCGUCAGGCAUCCCGCUGGACCAACAUGGACACUUCAAAAACGUUAUCUCUAUCAGCUGUUUGACAAGUUUGCAGGCACAAACACUCAAAAGUUGUUUCUAAAAUGUUAAAUUUGUGAUAUAUUCGCCCUUAGGCAACAUGACAGUAAAAGUCUGGAUCUGUGGUGGGAACUGAAGGAUCUAUCCUGUGACUUGGACCAGCUUUAUUUCCUCUCAGUUGGAACAGAAUCAGCCAAAAUACGACCCCUCACGUUUUUUUCCUGCUUGUCAAAAUGUCUUAACAGCAGCAACGCUUUGAGUUUGUGAAUAACAUUUUACUGUGUGAAUUGGAUUUGACUUAAUUUAAUGUUACCUAUUUAUAAGUGUGUGUCCGCACUAUGAACCUCCUGAAAAAAUGAGAAACAAGUCCCUCCUCGUCCCUCCUGCUCUUCAUCCUUCCGGUUUGUGUUCUCUCAGUUUUGGGCCUUAAAGAUGCUGUUCUCCUCUUUUUGUCCACAGUUAUCUUUUUUGAUCCACGUUGUGUUGCUUUGUUUUCUGUUUGGUUUGUGGUUCCCGCAAAGCUUCACCCCCAGAUAGAAAGUUGUUCGUCAUUGUAUUGUGUUUGCCAAUAGAAUAAAUCCAGUGGACAUGUAUUGUCUUGCGUUUUGUAAUAAACCUUUCAAAGAAG
Messenger RNA from Labrus bergylta (ballan wrasse), 4594 nucleotides. NCBI's taxonomy places the organism in Eukaryota, Metazoa, Chordata, Actinopteri, Labriformes, Labridae. The record is from RefSeq and is a predicted model, not a curated record.